Molecule: messenger RNA, 2382 nt
Organism: Naegleria fowleri
Lineage: Eukaryota; Heterolobosea; Eutetramitea; Acrasida; Naegleriidae
Exons: 1
Coding region: 1-2382 (793 amino acids)
Source: RefSeq, a predicted model, not a curated record
AUGGAUCCCAUACAAUCUGGUUUCAACUUUCUUGUGGACUCUUCGAGUGUGCAACAACAAGACUCGAGUCCACCUUCAAGUUUUUCCAACUCGGUCUCAACCUCUCAUCCUCAUCACUCGACGAGUUCCACGACGUAUGGUGUGUAUGGUGCUCCCUCCAUGCCAGGUAACACUUCCCAUUCCCACACGAGUGGAAGUGGUGGCAGCAACAGUGCAAAGUUCAACUUUGUGGACAUGACCAAAGACGUUGAAUUCAAAACUCGCAAUAAGGGAGACAAAUCACUGAAGGUGAACAAACAAUUUCGAUACAAUAAGAGAUUUCAAAACAACUUCUUCAUUUUCAAAGCAGGACAGAAUUCACAACAGCAUCAGCAACAACAACUUUCACAGCAACAGUCGUUUGGAGGUACAGGAGAUUUCGAUUCGAGUCAUUACUUCUCCUCUCCUCCAACAAAUGCUUCAAUGCCUCAUCAUGUUGGAAUACCUCCUUCUUUCGGUACGAACCAUCCGACUGUUGGUCUUCCUUCAGAUUGGAAUUCUGCAUCCUCCCCAACGAGACUGAAUGGUCGUUUUGUGAAGAGACAAGCACAUUCGGCCUCAGCCACUCCCACCCUCAUGAUCAACAACAACCAUUCGAAUUUCAACGACUCGAAUGGGGUUGGUGCAGGAUUGAGCUCUAACGUUCCAACCUCUUCGAAUGCCAUUGGAAGUGGUCUUGGCCACUCUACAUCGUUGUUGUUGGCACAACAACCUCCUCAAUCAUCACAACAACCUCAACUUACCUUUUCUUCAACCUUAAACACCAACUUGGCUCAAUCGGGAAAUUUUUUGAUUGGAAACGGACAAGUACAAGGUUCAAAUCCCGGCUCGGCAACUUCUACAGGUUUUAUCUUUCUCGACGAUGAAAUGUUGGUGGUAAAUCAUCAUUUCCAACAACAAAUGCAACAUGCUUCAAACCCUCCUGUACAUUCUCUCCCUCAGCAACAACAAGACCUCACCUCAAUGAGUUCUCAAUUUAUCUUGUCGAAGGAAGGGAUUUCCAAUUUGGCGGCUGCACUCUCGUCUCAGAAUGCAGCAAACACGGAGAUGGUUCCUCCUUUAAGUAUAUACCCUAAUGGUCAAUUUAUUGUGACCAACUCUAAUGGUCAACCUCAAUUAAUUACAUUGACUAAUGCUGAAAGUAGUAACAACCCGAGUCUCUCACAACAACAACCUCAAAAACUACUCUCCGCGAGCACCUCGAGUGGUAACCUUGCUCAAAGUUGCUCUCAAACUUCGACAACCACGACACAACAUCGUUUGACUCAUUCCCAAAGUUUUCCUCAGGAAUUAUUUUCGAGUGCUUUGGCAACUUUCCAAAAACAACAACAACUCGAACAACAUGCUGUGAGCAAGGACAAUAAUGAAAUUCACUUGUAUGUCACAAACAUGAGCACUUCCAAUGCCACCGAAGGCACCACAAACAGUUCAGCAAAUCUUUCCCUUCAACACUCCAACGGAGAAAUGGAAGAAGAUCAAUGGCUCUCAGGGGGUGCAGUAAUUGACUCGUCUGAUCCAACCACAACGAAUUCACUCAGUGGAAAGAGAAAACGAAAGUUGAAAACCUCUCCAAAUACAUUAUUUGGAUUUGGAACAUCUUCCUCAUCGAGUGGUGUCAGUAGUAACGACAGCAGUACGUUGAAUUCUCAAAGUUCGAGUAUUGAGAAUUCUCACAAUAAUUCACCCAACACACUGGUGGUUGGAUCGAACAGUCACAUGAAUGACGAUCAUGAAGAGAUUGAUGACGAAGAGGAGGAUCACAUUGAAAAACAGAAUCCAAAAAUGAUUACUCUUGAAAGAAGUGCUUCGAUCCAACAAGUUGAAUUCCAAAGUGCAGGCAGUGAACAGUUGCAUCAUCAUCAUCACAAAGAUGUAAGACUCACCCAAAGAUUGGAUAUUGUCACUCAACCGCAGCCCCAGCAGCACGACAACGAUCACCACCAUUUGGUCACUUCUUUGAUUGAUCCUCGAUUUGUUCCAAUGUCAUCACUCAAUGAUGACAUUUUCAAUCCUCAUGCCCUUCUUCAGGAACAAUACCCUCAAUCAGGAAGCACCUCACAAUCACUGACUAACGAGUCGAAUGAGAUCAUGAUUCAUGAUGUUGUGACUGGAAAGCCAGUCAUAAAUUCAUCACAGUCUCAUCCCAAGUUGUCCACAUCCAGUUCGCCACACUUUGGAAAGAAUGCUUCGACACAAUUUCAAUCAAGUCUAGGAACGAAUCGAGAUGGAAAUGAGAAUGGAAUGAUUCAUGUACCUUCUGUAAUGACUCCUCCGACAGGUCCCAUUGAGGACGAGUUGGAUUCUUUUCUCAAUGCCAUUCAUCAUUCUUCGAGUCAAUUUUGA